Podarcis lilfordi (Lilford's wall lizard) is the source of this 324-nucleotide messenger RNA. The record is from the annotation of a GenBank genome assembly. Lineage: Eukaryota; Metazoa; Chordata; Lepidosauria; Squamata; Lacertidae.
AUGGAAGGGGUGGUUGAAGAGAUUCAGAGUGUGGAUGAGCAGCUGAGGGGCUGGGACUGCGAAGAGAUGCAAUCGGUAGCUGAAGACAAGGGGGAAGACAAUGCCUUGGAGAAGGAUGAGCUUGCUGGAGCUGAGGAGAUGCUGCUAAUGGAAUUCACCACUCCCUUGGUGCCUGUUAUGGAAAGGGGAGUGGAGGAGGAAAAGCCAGCAAAGGAGGAGAAAAGUGCCUCCAUGGAGGACAAACUGCAGGAUGGAGGUGAAAAGCUGCUGCAAAUAAAUCUCUUCACGCCAUGUGUGCCAAUGGUGCAGGAGGAGAUGCAAUAA